UCCUGUGGUCCUCGCUCCGGUCUGGCAGACAGCUGAGGCGGGUAUUUAUCAUCAGCACGACCACGGAGCGGCUGUGAGACUCAUAAUGCAUGGGGGCAAGAGAGGACUGGUGGCUCCGCAGAACACCUUUCUGGAAAACAUCGUCCGGCGCUCCAGCGAAACCAGUUUCCUGUUGGGAAAUGCACAGAUCCUGGAGUGGCCGGUCGUUUACAGCAACGAUGGAUUCUGCAAACUGUCCGGAUAUCACAGAGCUGAAGUCAUGCACAGGAGUAGCUCAUGCAAUUUCAUGUACGGUGACCUGACCGAUAAGAAGACUAUCGACAAAAUCAGAAAGACCUUUGACAACUAUGAGUCCAAUUUCUUUGAAGUGCUGCUCUACACAAAGAACAGAACACCCAUAUGGCUCUACAUGCAGGUAGCUCCGAUCAGGAAUGAGAAUGACAAGGUGGUGCUUUUCCUCUGUACCUUCAGAGACAUUACACUCUUCAAACAGCCGAUUGAAGAUGAAGCAACUAAAGGAUGGCCGAAGUUUGCCAGACUGACACGGGCGCUGACCACCAAUCGCAACCUGGUGCAGCAGAUAGCACCGCUGAGCAAGACUGAGGUCAGCCAUAAGCCCUCCAGACUGGCUGAGGCUCUCCAGCUGGGAUCAGACAUCCUCCCUCAGUACAAACAGGAGGCCCCUAAGACCCCUCCACACAUCAUCCUCCACUACUGCACCUUCAAGACCACCUGGGACUGGGUCAUCCUCAUCCUCACCUUCUACACCGCCAUCAUGGUGCCCUAUAACGUCUCCUUCAAGACAAAGCAAAACAAUUUAGCUUGGCUGGUGGUGGACAGUGUCGUGGACGUCAUCUUCCUGAUCGACAUUGUACUUAACUUCCACACCACCUUUGUGGGUCCUGCUGGAGAGGUCAUUUCAGACGCCAAGCUCAUACGAAUGAACUACCUGAAGACGUGGUUCGUUAUCGACCUACUGUCCUGUCUGCCCUAUGACAUCAUCAAUGCCUUUGAACAUGUGAAUGAGGAUGUCGUCACAUCUGCUUCUCGAUCAAGUCAUCUCCACGAGUCUUCAGUUUUCCACAGGAAUACCACACGAACAGAGGACUCUGUACUCCCAGGUCUCAGCAGCCUGUUCAGCUCCCUGAAGGUGAUCCGCCUGCUCCGGUUGGGCCGAGUGGCCCGAAAGUUGGAUCACUACCUGGAGUAUGGAGCAGCUGUCCUUGUUCUGCUGGUGUGCGUCUUUGGUCUGGUGGCCCACUGGCUGGCCUGCAUCUGGUACAGCAUCGGCGACUACGAGGUGAUCGAUGAGACCACCAACACCAUUAAGACAGACAGCUGGCUCUACCAGUUGGCCCUGAGCAUUGGAACUCCUUACCGCUACAACACCAGUGGCACAGGACAGUGGGAGGGAGGUCCCAACAAGGACACGUUGUAUAUUUCUUCUCUCUACUUCACCAUGACAAGUCUCACCACCAUUGGAUUUGGCAACAUUGCUCCGGCUACAGAUGGCGAGAAGAUUUUCUCCGUGGCUAUGAUGAUGGUGGGCUCACUGCUGUAUGCAACCAUCUUUGGAAACGUCACCACCAUCUUCCAGCAGAUGUACACCAACACAAACCGCUACCACGAGAUGCUCAACAACGUGCGUGACUUCCUGAAGCUUUAUCAGGUUCCCAAAGGUCUGAGUGAGAGGGUCAUGGACUUUAUCGUCUCCACCUGGGCCAUGUCUAAGGGCAUUGACACAGAUAAGGUUCUCUCAAUUUGUCCCAAAGACAUGCGGGCGGACAUCUGUGUCCACCUCAACAGGCAGGUGUUCAACGACCACCCGGCGUUUCGUCUGGCCAGCGACGGCUGUCUGCGCUCUCUAGCUGUGGAGUUUCAAACCACGCACUGUGCACCAGGAGACCUCAUCUUCCAUAUCGGAGAGAGCGUUGACACUCUCUGCUUUGUAGUCUCUGGUUCACUAGAAGUCAUCCAGGACGAUGAGGUCAUCGCAAUACUAGGUAAAGGUGAUGUGUUUGGAGACGUGUUCUGGAAAGAGACCACGAUGGCCCGUGCAUGUGCAAAUGUCCGAGCUCUGACUUACUGCGAUCUACACGUGAUCAGGAGAGACGCUCUGAUGAGAGUGCUGGAGUUCUACACUGCAUUCGCCAAUACAUUCUCCCGCAACCUCAUCCUCACCUGCAAUCUACGAAAACGGAUAAUCUUCAGAAAGAUUGCUGAUGUGAAGAGGGAGCAGGAACGCCAGAGGAACGAGGUGACUCUCUCCAUUCCUGACGAUCACCCAGUCCGCAAGCUGUUCCAGAGGUUCAGGCAGCAGAGAGACGCUCAAACACCAGGAGAGUCUCACACUUACUUUGAUCAAAACUGUGUGCAGGUGGAGCCGCAGCACCACCAUCGCUCCGACUCAAACUCUUACAUGCAGUGUCAGUCCGUGUCUUCUCAGCAGCAGGAGUACAGCUCUGCGAUGCAGAAUAAUGCACCCUGCACAGGAGGAGGGAAUUCAGGCAGCGGCUCCAGUAUUGCUGCACCUCCACAAAAAUUGGUCCACACUGAGACGUCAACACAAAACUGCACAAAAGAGGCUGGGGAAUCUAUAGCGAGGCCGUGUGCAGAGAGUCAGCUUUGUCAGAGGGUCAACAGCCCUGCACGGAGCAGUGGUGCAGGUGGAGAAGGAGCUGUAGGUGGUGUCACCAGCAGCAGAGGUGCUCGAGGCUGGGCAAAGUUUAGAAACGCAGCAUCGGCUGCACCACCUGCACCACCUGCACCACCGCCUCCUGCUGUCGAGCCUGAAAAGAAGCCACAGAAAGCAGAAGAGUGGCCCAAGGGAUCCCAGUCCUCAGAACAAUUAGCAGCCACAAACAAGAACCAGGACUCUGAGGAAAGUGCAGAGAUGGGGAGCACAGAGGGGGGCAACGGUGCUGGAGAGGCAGGUGAUGAAAUAAGCGCCCUGCACAAAACUGACUCCUGUGACAGUGGUAUCACAAAGAGCGACCUACGCAUUGACCGAGCUGGAGAUUCAAGAAGCUCAUUUGAAAGAAGCCCGCUGGAAAAGAGCCCGAUGGAGAAAAACCCAUUUGAGCACAGUCUCGGGGUCGACUCCCUCAAACACUCUUUUGUUCAGCCGGUGUCUGAGCAAGCGCUCCUUCAAGCCACCCUACAUGAGGCCAAGCUGGAGCUGAAGGGAGACAUUCAGAAACUGAGUGGCCGCCUGUCGGUCCUCGAGACUCAGGUGGGCGAGAUCCUCAGGCUGCUGUCGUUAAAAAGAAGACUCUCACUGCCACCGACUUCUUCACCGAAGGCCAGAGUGAGAAAUCAAGACUCAGUGGCUGCCUCCACUGCGGUUACACCGAAAGUAGAUGAAGGGCCUUUUUGA
Molecule: messenger RNA, 3376 nt
Organism: Epinephelus moara (kelp grouper)
Lineage: Eukaryota; Metazoa; Chordata; Actinopteri; Perciformes; Serranidae
Gene: kcnh5a
Product: potassium voltage-gated channel, subfamily H (eag-related), member 5a
Exons: 12
Coding region: 86-3376 (1096 amino acids)
Biological process (GO): potassium ion transmembrane transport; regulation of membrane potential
Cellular component (GO): membrane
Molecular function (GO): voltage-gated potassium channel activity
Source: RefSeq, a predicted model, not a curated record